Spodoptera exigua (beet armyworm) is the source of this 1278-nucleotide messenger RNA. NCBI's taxonomy places the organism in Eukaryota, Metazoa, Arthropoda, Insecta, Lepidoptera, Noctuidae. The record is from the annotation of a GenBank genome assembly.
AUGCAAUCCGUAGUGACAUUUGAGAAGCCAUUGCCGCAUCUUAGUUUGGCCGAUUGGGAUGCGAGACUUUACGGCUUACAGGUCCUAGCUGAUACCAGGCGGGCAGACGCAUUCGAUCUGCGACAUGGCGCCCACCAGCUUCGUAACGAAACCCGCAUCAAGACCGAAUGGGACAGCUAUCACAACAAUAAUAGACUUAGAGCCAGAGUCUACGAAAUAGAACAAUGGAAAUCAACCCUCCAAGAACUCUUAGACCUCAUAGAGAGGGAGAUGAGUAGUCUAAAAGAAGAGAAGGCGUCUACUGAGCGGGAGUUAGAACAACUCAAUAUCCCUUUACUUGUAUGCUCUGAAUGUCUUUCCAACCGAGACGGGAGGCGCAGCACUGAACUUACUUACGAUCUUGCUGAUACGGAGUUGAAAAAGGAGCUCUGUGUAACGGAAAGUAACAAGAAAAUGUUGAUAGACAGAUGCCAGUCCGCUUGGGAAAAAAUCAACAAGUUGGAAGUGGUGAAAUUCAAACUCCAAUUAGAUUUGAACGAUAAGAAUGAAGCUCUGCAGAUUGAUAAGGAUAUGCUUAAUUUGGACAAGGAUUGCGCCAAUAUUACGUACAAAUCUGAUUCUUUGAAGACACCGAAAAGAAUGAUUACCUACCAGCAAUGGCUGGAAAAGUGCGAAGCAACGAAACAGAUGGCUAUACUUGAGCUUCAAGACACUCUUCGUCUCCGUGAGUCUCUGUUCGUCGCUCGUGGACGAGCCAGGAAUGCUUUGAGAGCUCAAACUGACGUCACCAAUUAUAUGCUGCGCCGACGCAUCUACGAUACGCAAAGAGCUAGGAAUGAAUUAGAUUGGCAGAAAAUGAAGAUGGAAGAAAACAUGGACAAAUUAGCGACUGAACUGAAAAUAAUGGGAGAACAAUUUGCUGAUAAAGUAAACGCAUUGAAAGUGGCAGAAACACGAUUGGAGACCCGUGGUUACCGUCCAGGGUUUGAAUUAGCCGCUGAUGAAGCCGAUAUUGGGCUGAAGGAAGAAGUCCGAAGUCUCAAAGAAACUAUUCGACAGUUACAAGAUAAAUUGGAUUGUGCUAAAGCCACGUACAAUGCUCUAGAAGCGGCUUCCAUCAAAAUAGCAAUUGAUUUGAAUGACAAAAAUCAAUCUUUGGAGACUGACACUCGAGCUCUGGAAAUGAGAGCAUCUUUGGAACCAAAACGACCUACGGGCCUCAACAAGAAUUUGAUUCUUGCAAGUAUGGCUGAUGAAGUACCGAAGGUUGAAGGUUGA